Syngnathus acus (greater pipefish) is the source of this 7109-nucleotide messenger RNA. RefSeq names its product sodium channel protein type 4 subunit alpha-like. Gene Ontology annotation, cellular component: plasma membrane; axon; voltage-gated sodium channel complex. Bases 391 to 6237 code for a protein of 1948 amino acids. The record is from RefSeq and is a predicted model, not a curated record. Gene Ontology annotation, molecular function: voltage-gated sodium channel activity. The transcript is spliced from 27 exons. NCBI's taxonomy places the organism in Eukaryota, Metazoa, Chordata, Actinopteri, Syngnathiformes, Syngnathidae. Gene Ontology annotation, biological process: sodium ion transmembrane transport; neuronal action potential; membrane depolarization during action potential.
UCUUCACCACGCCGUGUGGAAAGACAAACUUCUGUGAUGACUUCUAUGGAAGUAGCAGUAGACUGGAAGGGGAAUUGAAAACAUGGGCAUUACGCACGAGGCCGGCUUCAAUAUGUCCAUCAUAAGGUGAUUAGUACGUUGGCAGUGUAGAAGUUACUUUUGACCGCCAAACCGUGGAUUGCACACGCACUCCUCUGUCCUGUUUUCUGGAGUUUUGGUCGGCAUGAAGCGGAAUAAGCCGUUAAAAAAAAGAAAUGAUGGAUUUUUCACGGAGGGUUUGGCUGAUGCAUCUUCUGAAAACGUCACAAUUUGACUCUGUAAAUGAUGUUUUAAAUCUCAGAGUUUCAUUGCUGUAAGUAAAUUCUAGUACAGAAGAAUCAGGAUGAAAAGAUGGCAGCCAUGCUGUUACCAACGGGUCCUGAUGGCUUGCGGCUGUUUACUCGUGAUUCCUUGGCUGCCUUGGAGCAGCGGAUUGCAGAGGAGCAGGCCAAGAAUGCCAAGGUUUGCAAAGAGGCCCACAAGAACGUGGACUCAUCCAAACCCAGGGUCGACCUGGAGGCAGGCAAGCAGCUGCCGCGCAUCUACGGGGACAUCCCUUCAGAACUUGUUGGGGUGCCACUGGAAGACAUUGACCCCUUUUAUUUCAAGAACAAGAGGACUUUUAUCGUACUCAACAAAGGGAUGGCAAUCUUCAGAUUCAGCGCCACAUCUGCUCUUUACAUAUUGAGCCCAUUCCACUUCAUCAGAUCGAUCGCCAUCAAAGUUUUAGUCCAUUCAUUGUUCAGCCUGUUCAUAAUGUUCACCAUUCUGACCAACUGUUUUUUCAUGGCUAUGUCUGACCCAGCGCCAUGGACCAAGCACCUAGAAUACACUUUCACUGCCAUUUACACGUUCGAGUCAGCAAUAAAGAUAUUUGCUCGAGGAUUCUGUAUCGUUCCUUUCACCUUUUUGAGGGACCCAUGGAACUGGUUGGACUUCAGCGUCAUUGUUAUGUCAUAUGUGACAGAAUUUAUAGACCUGGGAAACGUUUCGGCACUAAGAACCUUCCGAGUGCUACGAGCCCUGAAAACCAUCUCGGUUAUACCAGGUCUGAAGACUAUUGUAGGAGCUCUGAUCCAGUCUGUGAAGAAGCUAGCAGAUGUGAUGAUCUUGACCGUAUUUUGCCUCAGCGUGUUUGCCCUUAUUGGCCUGCAGCUUUUCAUGGGGCUUUUGCGACAGAAGUGCGUUCGCAGCAUCGCACACUGUGUCAACUCCUCCUUUAGUACAAAUAUGUCUUUCGUCUGCAACAACAGAACCUGGAACUCAGUGGAGGAUUUUCUCACCAGUGAAGAUAACUUUUACAAAAUUGAAGAAGCAAAGGAUGCGCUAAUAUGUGGCUACGGCAAUGACGCAGGGAAGUGUCCAGAAGGGUUUGAUUGCCUCAAGGUUGGAAGAAAUCCAAACUAUGGCUACACCAGCUUUGACACUUUUGGAUGGGCUUUUUUGGCACUUUUCCGUCUCAUGACCCAAGACUACUGGGAGAAACUAUUUCACCAGACUCUGCGCUCAGCUGGAAAGACCUACAUGGUGUUCUUUGUCCUGGUUAUCUUCCUGGGCUCUUUUUACCUGGUCAAUUUAAUCCUGGCUGUUGUCGCCAUGGCCUAUGAGGAGCAGAAUCAGGCGACCAUUGCUGAGGCUUGGCAGAAGGAGAGGGAGUUUCAAAUGGCCAUGGAGCAUCUCCGUCGGGAGCAAAGACUGGCAGCAAAAAGGCAAGCCCAGGAGAGCGAUUCCAUCUUGUCCCCGGAGUUGUCUCCCUUCUUUACAAAGAUAGGAAGUAUGAGACGAUGCAGCACUAAACGGAGGCGAUCUCACAGGGCACUAUCAGAAGAAACUGCAGUGGAAGCUGAAGACAACCUUGACCUGGAAGAUGAGCUAAAGCCUCCUUUGUCUCCCCUGCCAGCCCACCCGCUUCUGGCCACACUCUCCUCUCACCCACUCAGCACUCGAAGAGGAAGCCAGAAUAGCAUCUUCAGUUCCUUGAGGGUGCGCAACAACUCCGAGGCUGACUUUGCGGAUGAUGAGUACAGCAUCCAUGGGGAUGCUUUCAGAAGCCGCACCAGUUCCACUGUCACGCACUGGAAGAGAAGGGCUGGCAGUGUGAGGAGCCACUGCUCCCAAGUCUUCACCCCAAGUCUCACAGUAAACGGACGGCUCAACGUUUCUUUAGAUCACAAUGGCGUCAUCGCAGCGGGGCCACACGCCCUGAAUUCCCUCCCCGCUUACAGCAUGGAGAGGAUCAAGGAGGACACGAAGACCACCAAUGAAGGGGAAACUGUCCAAAGGCCUCUUCUUCAGCCGUCCCCAACAGUGACCGAGCAUCCUCCCAUGCAGAGAAAAAGAGGACUAAGCUCUGUCAGUUUUUUUAGUGAUGCCAUGGAUGAGCUGGAGGAGUCCAGACAAAAGUGCCACCCCUGUUGGUACACCUUUGCCAGAAAGUACCUGAUAUGGGACUGCUGCGACUGGUGGCUGAAAUUGAAGGAGUUGGUCAAGUUGAUGGUGAUGGAUCCUUUCCUUGACCUUGGGAUCACCAUAUGUAUUGUGUUGAACACCCUCUUCAUGGCCCUGGAACAUUACCCGAUGACUGAGGAAUUCAAUACCAUGCUAUCAGUGGGAAAUUUGGUGUUCACGGGGAUCUUCACUGCCGAGAUGGUCCUGAAGCUGAUCGCCAUGGACCCAUAUUAUUACUUCCAACAAGGAUGGAACAUUUUUGACGGCGUUAUUGUUUGCCUUAGUCUGAUGGAGCUAGGGCUCUCCAAUGUCGAGGGCCUCUCUGUUCUUCGCUCCUUCAGACUGUUACGUGUCUUCAAACUGGCAAAGUCUUGGCCCACCCUCAAUACUCUAAUAAAAAUCAUUGGCAACUCAGUCGGCGCUCUGGGAAACCUGACACUGGUUUUGGCCAUCAUCGUCUUCAUCUUUGCUGUAGUGGGCAUGCAGCUCUUUGGCAAGAACUACCAGGACUGUGUGUGCAAGAUCUCUCCUGACUGUCAGCUUCCUCGCUGGCACAUGAAGGACUUCUUUCACUCCUUCCUGAUUGUGUUCAGGGUGCUGUGUGGUGAGUGGAUUGAGACCAUGUGGGAUUGUAUGGAAGUAGCUGGGCAACCUCUCUGCAUCCUGGUCUUCAUGCUGGUCAUGGUCAUUGGCAACUUGGUGGUACUAAAUCUCUUCCUGGCCUUGCUGCUCAGCUCUUUCAGCUCUGACAACCUCUCAGCUCCAGAUGAGGAUGGAGAUUUGAAUAACAUCCAGAUUGCCAUUGCUCGCAUCCACUCUGGUCUCUCUUGGCUCACCACAAGCAUUGUCCACCUCUUCAACCACACUUUCAAAUGCAGACGGAAAAAAUCCAAUGAGACCUGUAAGGCCGUUAAACUGGUUUCCAUCCACCUGGAAUGCAAUGGUGGAAUUUAUGGACGCUAUGGAGAGAAGUACAUCGUACCGGAAGAGGACAGCUACAUGACUAACCCAAACCUGACUGUUAUCGUUCCCAUCGCACCUGGAGAAUCUGAUGUUGAAUUUAUGGAGGACGAGGACAUAUCGGAGUCAUCGGAGGACGAGGACCAGAAAGAGAAGAUAAGUCUUUCGGAAGGCAGCACGGUGGAUUUAAGGAAGCCUGGCGAGGAGCUGGACAAUUUAUCCGAGCUGGCUGAGGAGUGCAUGGAGCCAGAGGAAUGCUUCCCAGAAAUGUGCGUCAAGCACUGCCAGUGCUGCAAUAUCGAUAUCAGCCAAGGUCUAGGCCAGGCCUGGUGGAGACUGAGAAAGACCUGCUACCAGAUUGUGGAACACAGCUGGUUUGAGACCUUCAUCAUUUUUAUGAUCCUGCUCAGUAGUGGAGCUCUGGCAUUUGAGGAUAUCUACAUUGAGAAGAGGAAAGUCAUCAAAGUGAUGUUGGAGUAUUCCGACAAGGUCUUCUCCUACAUCUUUGUGCUGGAGAUGUUCCUUAAAUGGAUCGCUUAUGGCUUCAAGAAAUAUUUCACCAAUUACUGGUGCUGGCUUGACUUUCUCAUUGUGGAUGUGUCCCUGAUAAGCCUGGUGGCAAACUCACUGGGUUAUUCCGACUUUGCUGCAAUCAAAUCCCUGAGGACUCUCCGCGCUUUGAGGCCUCUCAGAGCUCUAUCCAGAUUUGAGGGCAUGCGGGUGGUCGUGAACGCUCUUAUUGGAGCCAUCCCCUCCAUCAUGAACGUGCUGCUCGUGUGCCUCAUCUUUUGGCUCAUCUUCAGCAUCAUGGGAGUCAACCUUUUUGCGGGCAAGUUUGGAAAGUGCGUGAACAGAACUGGCUUCAUCCACAGUUUCACAGUCGUCAACAAUAAGUCCGACUGCCUGGCCAUGAAUGACACUCAGUACUACUGGACCAAAGUGAAGGUCAACUUUGACAACGUGGGACUGGGCUACCUUUCCCUUCUCCAAGUGGCAACAUUUAAAGGUUGGAUGGAAAUAAUGCACGCAGCUGUUGAUUCAAGAGGAGUGGAGGAGCAACCCAUCAGAGAAAUCAACCUCUACAUGUACCUUUACUUUGUGGUCUUUAUCAUAUUUGGUUCCUUCUUCACACUCAACCUCUUCAUUGGCGUCAUCAUUGACAAUUUUAAUCAGCAGAAAAGAAAGUUAGGUGGACAGGAUAUUUUUAUGACUGAGGAACAGAAGAAAUAUUACAACGCUAUGAAGAAGUUAGGAAGUAAAAAGCCACAAAAGCCAAUACCAAGACCUGCGAACAUCCUGCAAGCCUUCUUCUUCGAUCUGGUUUCGAAGCAAGCCUUUGACAUCAUGAUCAUGAUGCUGAUCAUCGUCAACAUGCUCACCAUGAUGGUGGAGACGGACGAGCAGUCGGACCGCAUGGAGUCCGUUCUCAACAAGAUUAAUUUGGUCUUCAUUGUGAUCUUUACGGCAGAAUGCCUGAUCAAGAUCUUUGCCCUUCGUUGUUAUUUUUUUACAGUCGCUUGGAACAUCUUUGAUUUUGUGGUGGUUAUACUCUCCAUUGUGGGGAUUGUUCUCGCUGACAUCAUAGAAAAGUAUUUUGUGUCACCGACCCUGUUUCGAGUCAUCCGCCUGGCAAGGAUCGGACGCGUGCUUCGACUUAUACGUGCAGCCAAAGGAAUCAGGACUUUACUUUUUGCCUUAAUGAUGUCCAUGCCAGCGCUGUUUAACAUCGGUCUCCUGCUUUUCCUGGUCAUGUUCAUCUACGCCAUCUUCGGCAUGGCAAACUUUGCCUACGUGAAGAAGCAAGAUGGAAUUGACGACAUGUUCAACUUUGAGACUUUUGGCAAUAGCAUGAUCUGCCUUUUCCAGAUCAGCACCUCGGCCGGCUGGGACAAUCUCCUUAGUCCAAUCAUGUCCAGCUCUCCGGAAGAGUGCAAUGUUCAUUAUGUCAACACUGGAACAAAUACUCGAGGUAACUGCGGUAGCCCCUCAAUGGGCAUAGCUUUCUUUGUAAGCUACAUCAUCAUCUCUUUCCUCAUUGUGGUCAAUAUGUACAUUGCCAUCAUUCUGGAGAACUUCAGCGUGGCCACAGAGGAAAGCACUGAUCCACUGAGCGAAGAUGACUUUGAAAUGUUUUACGAGGUUUGGGAGAAGUUUGAUUCGGAAGCCACGCAGUUCAUCGAGUUCUCCAUGCUGUCGAUUUUUGCCGACACUCUGUCGGAGCCGCUGCGCAUCGCCAAGCCCAACAAGAUAAAACUGAUCUCCAUGGACCUCCCUAUGGUCAGCGGCGAUCGAAUCCACUGCUUGGAUAUCUUGUUUGCCUUCACAAAACGAGUCCUGGGCGAGUCGGGGGAGAUGGAUGCCCUCAAACAGCAAAUGGAGGAGAAGUUCAUGAUGACCAACCCUUCCAAUAUUUCUCACGAGCCCAUCACUUCCACACUGCGCCACAAGCUGGAGGAGAUGUCGGCUAUCAUCAUUCAGAGGUGUUACAGGAGGCAUCUGGUGCACCGGCAGAUGAAGCAGGCCUCUUACCUUUACAGACAAAUCAACUACAAAUCGGUAGUCGAUGUGGAAAAUGCUCCAGAGACGGAAGGGCUCAUAGCAACCAUGAUUCAUCACUACGGCGCUGUAGGCGGCGACUUUUUAGAGACAACAGAAGGCUCUCUGUCGUCGCCACCUUCCUACGACAGCGUGACCAGGGCAGCCAGCGACCUUUCGGAUGUCGUCAGAUUAUUAGCCAGGGACUCUGAACUUGGUGAUCCUCGUGAAAACUAUGAGGAAACUUUUCUUUGAGAUCAGCUUCAGUAAGGUAUGUUUGCUAUGUGUGCUUUAAGCACAACAUACUCAAACAGAUUUGCAGAGUCAUAUGAAAUCUUAGAAAGUGUUUAAAACAAGCAUAUGUUGUAAAAUUGAAGCACUUAUGGGAAUGUCACUUCAAAAGAGAAGCCUUCAAUGGUAAUUUGAAUAACAAUGACUGAUUGUACUACAUCCGUUAUACUCGGAAAAUAUUAUGGAAUAUUGGGCUUUCAGACAAAAUUUCAGUAUGAAUAUAAAAUGCAGAAUAGCCUUUUAUAAUUCUCCAAACUUCCAAAUGCUUUGGCCGUUCAAUGUCCAGAUCUUCUUUAUACUACGUAUUAUACUGGAUGAAAUCCUAAAAUUUAUCGGUAAUUCAAAUGAAUUCCAACGGAAAUCCAAUGAUAUUGUCUUAUUAAGAAUUUUGUAACUCAAGGCAAUUUCAUUUUUCAUGAGGUCAGUUUUUGUGCCCAAUCCAAAGAAGAGCAGGGUGUCAAAAUUCCUAAAUCAUGUGCCUGAUUUUGACUGUUGUCCGCACACUUCUCUCAAUCUCAUUUGACCAUUUUAUUUGACUGUUGGAUGCAGGUGGAGAAGCACAAAUGCAUUAAAAGCUAAUUUUGUAAUAUUAAUGAUGUAAAAAUGACCAGUUGUACAUGUAAAAUACAUUUUUGAGAAAUUUGUAAUUAUAUUGAUGUGUAUUGUGUAUAUAUAAAGAACACUUAAGGGACAUGCAUGCUGUCAUAUAACAUAUGAUCAAAUUAUAUGCGUACAUACUGUGCUCAAUUUUCUAUAAGAUACUUUCCUUGAGAACUUGCUUGUAAGUAUUGCAUUUAGGUUGUAUUUACUGAAUGUAAUAAAACAUCUUUUCCAUA